Molecule: messenger RNA, 1778 nt
Organism: Scaptodrosophila lebanonensis
Lineage: Eukaryota; Metazoa; Arthropoda; Insecta; Diptera; Drosophilidae
Product: PAX-interacting protein 1
Exons: 3
Coding region: 298-1467 (389 amino acids)
Source: RefSeq, a predicted model, not a curated record
GUAAAUGAAACACUCGUUCAAAAAGUAAAAGUGCUACCUACGUUUAUACCGAUCUCCCGCUUGUAUUUAGUAAAGGCAGAGCUGACAGCAGUUCUAACGAUCAUGGCGCGGUUCAUGUUAAAGCGACAUGAGUUUGGCGUCACACUUUGCCAACCUAUAAAAACUAUUGAUGCGAUGGUUUUGCUUGGCAUUGAAAGCUCUUGACCAGAAGCGAAAACAACAUACAACGGACAUAGCGCAGAGACACAUUUUACAGACGUACGUUAAUACAUACAUACAUACACAAAAAAGGACACAAUGAUCUUCUAUGCUACCGCUUUUCUUUUCAUUGCUACCUGUAUGGAUACCCAAGCGGUGCUUCAUGGCAUAGAACCCGCAAGGACCAAUUCACAAGAUCACCAACACCUAUUCUACGAAAAGUUGCUACAGCACAACAACAGGCAUGGCUACCGCUACAAUGGACCCGCGCACAAGUAUUUGCCGGCUGAAGGGGCACCCAGUACCGAUGCCGUUACCACAACUGGACAUUGGCAAUAUAAUCCAGAAGCUCAUCAUGAAGGACAGGAACCGCAGUUUGCGUACGACGAGCGCAGAUAUAGCAGCAAGCCUAGCCUAUUAAGUGGGCAGUAUGAAGAGAACUUCGAUCAAAAACAUAAACAACAUGGCUAUGUUGGACCCUAUAGCCAGCAAUAUUAUGCACAUCGCGCUGAGGACCAGAUGCACAGUCAUCAAGAGGCUACGGAAUUUUACUACAAAGAAUCGCCAUACUCCAAUGUCAACCAUUACCAACAGCAACAAUCGCAUCAACCCACAGCCAAUCAGGAUGCCCUACAUAUUGUUCCUGGUAAAAAUAUUGAGGGUCACGGCACUACAAAUACUGCUUCGUUUGCGAAUAAUGUUCAAUAUGUUCCUGAUAUUCCUCUUCCUACUAAUUCGCACGGCCAAAUGCAAAUUGGUCAAUGGAAUAAGCAGUUGAUGAGUCAAUCUGAGCCAUACGAACAGACACAGUAUUUUCAGCGCGUUCCGCAGCACCAAAAACACCAACAACAAGGAGGCAGUACCACGAGUUUUGUGCAAAUGCAAUCUCAUUCAUUUGAAUUGCCUACAUCCUUUAGUACUCAACAUGAUAUAAUCCCUCCGCCUGUCUAUCGCCCUAGCCAAGCCCUUAAAUAUCCGACGACGCUACAACCUGAGCAUCAGCAAUCGUUCGAAUAUGAUAGUAAAAAAAGUCAGAGCCAGCAAAAGAAAUUUAAUCGAGAAGAAGAACUGUCACAGCAUCAUCGACAAAAUUAUGGGAGCCAAUCAUUUUAUGCAUUCGGUUCAACUCCCACCAUUUCACCGGUGACAUUUGUAUCCACACCAGUCACACCACACCAUCAGUUGUCACUAUCGUCCUACAGCGUCCAACAGACGACCCAGCCAAACUCAGCACGUCCAAAUCGUGAAUUUCAGCAUUCUUACUAUUAAGGGACCAUCAAAAGGGGAGAAUAGAUGCAAUCCACAGGCUUUAUCAUUACUUUUUUUGCUAGCUUGUUAAAAAAUCGGGCUGUUGCUGCUCUAUAUAGCCGACUUAUGCGUUAUAUAGAUGUCACGUGGUUGCUCUGCGCUUAUUCUGAGCGUAUGCUUGAAUUACUUCUAAAUGCGUUAGAUACAUAUAGUAUAUUUUAUACACCAGCAUUUUGUAAGGAAACGCAUUUCGUAUAUUCAAAACAUAUUUAAAAGUAAUAUUUUAUGUAGAAACCAAGUAAAAUAAAUCAUGUAUUAUGUAUAUACAAGUA